Vitis riparia (riverbank grape) is the source of this 2385-nucleotide messenger RNA. RefSeq names its product disease resistance protein RUN1-like. Gene Ontology annotation, biological process: signal transduction; defense response. Bases 1 to 2385 code for a protein of 794 amino acids. NCBI's taxonomy places the organism in Eukaryota, Viridiplantae, Streptophyta, Magnoliopsida, Vitales, Vitaceae. The transcript is spliced from 4 exons. Gene Ontology annotation, molecular function: ADP binding. The record is from RefSeq and is a predicted model, not a curated record.
AUGGCUCCAAAGAGAAAGGGAAGCUCAACUAGAUCAACUCUCUCUCCUUUUCCAUGGCGUUGGAACAUCUUUUUGAGCUUUAGAGGCGAAGACACCCGUUUCAAUUUUACGGAUCAUCUUUACAAGGAGUUGAUGCGGAUGGAUAUUCGCACCUUCAGAGAUGAUGAAGGACUUGAAAGAGGAGGAGAGAUUCAACCUUCACUCUUGAAAGCUAUUGAAGAUUCAAUGAAUUCUGUUGUCGUUUUUUCGCAAAACUAUGCUCAUUCAAAAUGGUGCUUGGAUGAGCUUGAUAAGAUUAUGCGGUCCAGGAAAGAAAAGAGACAAAUGGUUUUGCCAAUUUUCUAUCAUGUGGACCCAUCUGAUGUGCGGAAACAAAAGGGGAAUUUUGAAGAAGCAUUUGCACGAUACGGAGAAGUCACUGAGGAGAGGGUGCUGAGAUGGAGGAAGGCACUGACGGAAGCGGCCAAUUUGUCUGGAUGGCAUGUGCAGGAGGAUGGGUAUGAAACAGAGGCUAUUCAGAAAAUUGUUCAAGAAAUUUGGGAGUUGAUUUCUGUUAGAAAGCCCUUAGAUCUUGAUGAUAAACUGAUUGGAAUGGGACCUUGUUUGAAAGAUAUUGCUUCAUUAAUAUCUAAUGACUCAGACGAUGUUCGCAUGAUUGGGAUACAUGGAAUUGGUGGAAUAGGCAAGACAACCCUCGCUAAAAUUGUAUAUAACCAAAAUUUUUAUAAAUUUGAAGAUGCUUGCUUUCUUUCAAGUGUUAGCAAGAGGGAUUUGCUUCAGUUACAAAAUGAACUUCUUAAAGCUCUUACGGGGCCCUAUUUUCCAAGUGCAAGGAACAUUUAUGAAGGCAUUAAUAUGAUAAAGGAUAAACUCCGCUUUAGAAAGGUUCUUGUUAUUCUUGAUGACAUUGAUGAUCAGGCUCAAUUAGAAUUCUUAGCUGUAAGGUCUGAAUGGUUUGGUUCGGGUAGUAGAAUUAUUGUAACGACUAGAGAUAAACGUUUACUACAGGUGUUUCGAUUAUACGAGGUUAAGGAAUUAAAUUUUGAGGAAGCUCUUCACCUCUUUUCUCUGUAUGCGUUUACGAUGGAUGGUCCUCGAAAAGGUUUUAUAAAGCUCUCAAGAUGCAUAGUGGAUUAUUGUAAGGGACUUCCAUUGGAUCUUAAGGUUCUGGGUUCUCUCUUAUAUGGUAGGACAAAACCUGAAUGGGAAAAUGAGUCGGCUAAGAUGAGAAAAUUACGUAGUCAGAAAAUCCAUAGUGUGCUUCUUACAAGUUUUCAUGGACUGGACGCCAUACAAAGAAGAAUGCUCCUUGAUAUUGCAUGCUUCUUCAAAGGGGAGGAUAUAAAUUUUGUUAGAGAAAUACUUGACGCUUGCAAUUUCUAUGCACACAGUGGAAUAAGAGCACUCAAUGAAAAAUCUCUCAUUAGUGUUUCGAAUGACAAGUUAUUGAUGCAUGAUUUAAUACAGCAAAUGGGUUGGGAUAUUGUUCGGGAGAAAUAUCCUGAUGAACUUGGCAAAUGGAGCAGAUUGUGGGACCCUAAAGAUAUCUAUCAUGUAUUGACAACAAAUAUGUUAGGUUUUAUGCAUUUCGUGCUUCACUUAUCCCUUGUUCAUGGUUUUCAGGGGACACAGUGUCUUGGAAAGUUAAAAGUCAUCAAUCUCAGUAACUCUCAACACCUUGUGGAGUGUCCGAACUUGUCGGGUGCACCACAUGUGAAGAGGCUAAUUCUUGAUGGUUGUACAAGUUUGCUUGAGGUGCACCCAUCAGUUGCAAAGCUGAUAAAUCUGACCAUCUUGAACAUGAAAAACUGCAAAAUGCUUCACCAUUUUCCAAGCAUCACUGUAUUGGAAAAACUUGAAGUUCUUAACCUCUCUGGCUGCUCAAAACUUGACAAGUUUCCAGAGAUCCAAGGGUAUAUGGAAUAUUUGUCGGAGCUUAAUUUGGAAGGGACUGCUAUUGUAGAACUUCCUUCUUCAGUGGUGUUUCUUCCACAACUUGUUUCAUUGGAUAUGAAAAACUGCAAAAACCUUAAGAUUCUUCCAAGCAACAUUUGUUCUUUGAAAUCCCUUGAAACUCUGGUGUUCUCUAGCUGUUCAGGACUAGAGAUGUUUCCAGAAAUCAUGGAGGUUAUGGAAAGUUUACAAAAGCUUCUUUUAGAUGGAACGUCUAUAAAAGAGCUACCCCCCUCAAUUGUUCAUCUUAAAGGCCUUCAGUUAUUGAGUCUAAGAAAAUGCAAAAACCUCAGGAGUCUUCCGAACAGCAUUUGCAGUUUGAGAUCCCUUGAAACCCUCAUUGUCUCUGGUUGCUCGAACCUCAACAAAUUGCCAGAGGAACUGGGAAGCUUGCAAUACUUAAUGAUUCUUCAAGCUGAUGGACUGCCAUAA